GGAAGUCCGCGAGCACACUUAAACGAAUCAGCUGAUGGACGAAGCACUGGGUCAACUCAGCGACGCGCCACACCGCGACAAGUGUCAGUGCAAAAAGUGUCGCCGAGUGCUUCCAAGUGACUGUGCCAAGUGACGUUCCAAAGUGAUGCAAGUGACAGUGACAAGUGUGUGUGUGUGUGAGUGCGGCCUGCUCCAGGUGACGGAGGCCAAACAGCAAGAAUUAGAGGGCAGUGUGAUAAGCCCGGUGCGAGGAGGGAGGGACAGCGAGUGUGUGAGUGUGCGCGCCUGUACAGUGCCGGCCGCCCGGGAAGCUACGUGAGGGGCCUGCUUGUUCGGUACUGUACUUUCGGCGGGUAGGAAGGGGAGAAGAGAAGGGCAUGGGGCCGGGACACGCCCCCGCCCGGCAGGCCGCUCAAGGGCCUUCCCGAAAGCCCGAAAGCCCGAAGGCCCGAAGGCGCAUUGCAGGAAGUGUUCGCGGACGAUACGACGAUGCGACGAUCGAAGGAGUCUAGUCGGGAUGCGUCUGAUUCGGGAGCCAGCGGGCCGCGCCGCGCGCAGGUGAGAAGACCAGACAUGGGCAGUGGGGAGCACUACUGCCUCAGGUGGAACAAUCAUCAGAGCAACCUGCUGGGCGUGUUCAGUCAACUCCUGGAAGACGGCUCGCUUGUGGACGUGACGCUCGCCUGCGCUGAGGAGGGCCACUCGAUCCGCGCCCACAAGGUGGUGCUGUCCGCCUGCUCGUCCUACUUCCAGACGCUCUUCGUCGCGCACCCCGCGCGCCACCCCAUCGUCAUCCUCAAGGACGUGUGCUUCCGAGAGUUGCGGACACUGGUCGAGUUCAUGUACAAGGGGGAGGUGAAUGUAGAGUACUGCCGUCUGUCCGCGCUGCUCAAGACGGCCGAGAGCCUCAAAGUGAAGGGUCUGGCCGAGAUGACCAACCUGGGCGCGGACAAGGACGGUGACGACCGGGACCGUGAGUCGCGGGAGCGGGACAGAGACAGGGAUCGCGACCGGGAUCGUGACAAGGAGAAGGAGCAGGACAGGGAACAGAGGAGCCGGGAGGAUAAAGACAGAGACCAAAACAGGGAGCAGGAGCGGGACCGGGAACGGGAGCGGGAUCGGGAUCAUGGUGACAAGGACCGGAGACGGGAUCGGAGUGAACAGCAAGACAGGGAGUUGAACGAGACGCGGCUCGAGGUGAAGAAGGAAGAAGAGACGACGCAGCGGCAUCCACAGAGUUUAGUACAAAGGCACAGGCACAGCCCGUCCACCUCAUCGCCGGGGCCGCUUCGCUCGGCCAACGGCGUCAGCCUCUUGGAGCCCGGCGAGCUGCUGGGGCUGGGGCUGCACCACGGCAUGCCGCUGCUGGGGCACCCCAUGCAGCUACCGCUGCCCCUCACCCACCACCACUCGCGGCUGCUCAACAGCAGUCCGGACUCGCCGCCGCUGUCCGCCCCCAGCCUGCCGCCGCCACCGCGGCCGCCGUCGCACAGCCGGAGCCUCUCGCCGUCGUCGGGCCUCUCGGGGCCGCCCAGCAAGCGCAUGUCUUUGGCGCACCACCGCAUCAGCCACCGCGUCGACUCGAGUCCGGACGGCGAGGACCCCGACCCUGGCGGGCAGGGCGACGCCGACUGCUCGGCCGACGAGGCGGACAUGAUGCCCAGCUCGCCGCUCAGCACCUGCAGCGGGGAGCCCAACGACAUGACCAUGGCGACCAAUCUGAGCAACCCGAGCAACAGCAGCGGCAACAAUAAUAACAACAACAACGGCAUCCAGCUGGCGGGCUGCUCAGGCUGCCCGCCAGGCGUCUGCGGGCUGCCCUCCUCACCCAUCUCACUAGUCCAGCCGCCCUGCUCGUCCGCCAGCAGCCGGCUCACCUCCCCUCUGGGAACGCCCCUCGGCACGCCUCUGGGUACGCCCCUGGGUACGCCCCUGGGCACGCCCCUCGCCCUCACUGGGAGCCCCCUUCCAGGACCGUCCGGCCUGCCGCCUGUGCAGCAAGUGCCUCUGUCGCUGAAGAAGGAAGUGGAGUGGGACAGAGGGGACCGCGACGACAAAAGCAGGACCAGCGAGAGCCCUUCAGACUACAGUCGGCACCCACCGGACUCGGAGAGCCAGGGCCUGGGGGGACGAGGGGGUGGGAGUGGGGAGGGCCCGGACCGCUCUUCGUCGCCGCCCCGGCCCUUCCUGUGCUCGUACUGCGGCGCCACGUUUCCCCACCAGAGCAAGCUGACGCGGCACAUCCUCUCGCACAGUCUGGAGACGCUAAAGUUCCGCGAGCAGCUGGCCAUGCAGGGUCCGCCCGGCCUGGGCGCCGGGCUGGGGCUGCUGCCGCCGUCGCUGGAGCCUCUCAACCUGAUCGAGAACCACCUGGCCAGCGUGUCGCACUACCACGACGGUCCCAUCAUGGAGCUGGACGCCUCCGCGCCCAACGCCGUGCUUUGCAAGUUCUGCGGCAAGUCGUUUCCCGACGUGGGCUCCCUCAUCACCCACCUCCCCGCGCACACGGGCGACCGGCCCUUCAAGUGCGAGUACUGCGGCAAGGCUUUCAAGCUGCGCCACCACAUGAAGGACCACUGCCGCGUGCACACGGGCGAGCGGCCCUUCCGGUGCACGCUCUGCGGGAAGACGUUCUCGCGGUCCACCAUCCUCAAGGCCCACGAGAAGACGCACUACCCCAAGUACGUCCGCAAAUUCCUGUCAUCGCCCGGCAGCCCCGUGGACGCGGCGGAGGAGGCGCAAGCACAGCCUCAAUAGGGACUGGAGUGCGCCCGUUCCAGUGUGUCAGUGUGUGUGUGCCUGCAUGUGUGCGUGAAAGUGUGUCACUGUGUGUGUGAGAAAGAGAGUGGAUGUUGAGACAGUUUUUUUUUGGACAGUUUUGUUGGUUACGGCCUUCAUACUGUUCCAGCUGUUUAUGACCCUGGGGCGAUGGAGCUUCUAGUAGAAAAAUUAAGGACAAAUGUGAUAGAAUAUUUUUAAAGAUGUUUAUAGUGUAGCACUAAGUGCUACAGAGUUACUUUUCUUUGGAUUCCCUUAUGGAAAUUGAAUUUUUUUUUGUAACGUGUUCGUCGCAGCUUCCAUGCACCGAUGAAAGUUUCUGCCAAUGUUGAUUUGCACCGUUGCCCUUGGGCUCGGCGAUAGCUACAUAUCGGAAAAUUUUGUUACAAGGACAAGUUGUUGGGGAGAGAGGGGGUAGGUUCAAUCGCUAUUCGUUUCUUUUAUCUGUGCAAAACCGUAUUCUCAGUUCUUACACAUUUCCCUCAUCAAAAAUGGAAACAAAGGCAAUUUUUACAAUAACCGUGCAUGCUGCUGCAUAGACUAAGAGCCACGAGUAGCCUGUAGUUUCCCCGGUAACCAAGCUAAGUUAAGGGACUGUUCUGAGGACGCUGUGUAAACAGACAGUUAGAGAAUGGCACUGUUAAAUCGUGUCCCUGGCUGAGCUCCAAUAUUAUACUCACUGCGACUUAAAACCACCCACACCCCUCUACCCCCUUUGUUUGCACCUAGACCAGCUUGCCUGGAACCAAUUCAGCAAUAAAUACACUUAGUAUUGUCUGUGAAUGAUGAUAAAUCCGCGUGGCGGAAAUCUUUUGUUUCUCUUUUCGAAAAUGUUAAGAAUCAUUCAAAGGCCAUAAAAUUGUAUUUUAUAUACAUACACCUACAAGAAACUGUUCGUUUUUGUAAUCAGAGCUCAACGUAGCAAUCACAAUAUUCUGUCUUUCGCCAAAGGAUGGAUAACCUAUAUAAUAUUAGCAAUGUUCGUUAGGUUUACUUGUGGCAUAGGAAAAAUUAUUUAUAUAUUACAUGGAUGAAUGUUUUUAAAAGAUAUUGAUCACAAUAUGAGGCUUUAGUAGUUUUGAUAAACUAAUAUGAUAGGAACCAGGGUUCUUACACUUUAUAGAAACCAUAUACGGUUGAAUGUCAAUACAUAUAUUAAACCCAAUGUGUAAGUAGGGUGUAGGAGAAAUGCAGUACUGAUAGUUGGAAUAUUUAUAAGCAGCAUUUAAAACUAGUUUGGUAGUUUUGUAUGCCUUGCAGUUGUUUUUUAACAUGUAGACGACGCUAAAGCUGGCGCCUGACUAAACGAAAAUCUUGGAUUCGUAAAUUAGAAUCGAAUGUUUUGUUGUGGACGUAUGUUGAGAGGUGUGUUUUGUUGUUUACCAAGGGAGCGUUUUAGGCGUACUAAAGCCAUCUGCUGCUCGAAACAGUGUAUCAAUCAUCACGAAGUAUGGCGGGUUAUUUACAAGGGAGCGUCAAUAUUUAAGAUGUUCGAGUUAGUAAGAAAACUGGAAUCUCCUUAGUUUCCAAAACGAUACCUCAACUUUAGACUGUCCCAAAUCAAUGGCACACGUGUAAUAAUGCAUCGAUUUACACUGCAAUCCCUAUUUCGAGAAAUCUUAAUAUCUUAUUGACCGUAUACGACUUGGUUGAACUCACGUGUCAUGUCACGUUCUCAUAUCGUUGGCUUUUGGGAUUGUUCCUUGCGAAUCGGGACACUAUUCCCCCGCUGUUGCUACGAGAGGCUAGUGUAAUGUUCAGGUAUCAUCACCUCUAUGGGAGUGUCAUUAUGAUGACUAUUCAUUAAGACUGGAUGGGACACAUGACUCAUGCUUCAGAGCGCGGGUCGACGAAGCUGACGGUUGUCUCAAAAGACUGAUGUGAUGAAAAACAAACUCGCUUUUCAUCUUCUCGAGUGCUUUAACAAAACGUUAGGAUAUGUUACGAUUUGUGCUAGCGGCGGUGAUUAGCUCACGAGCAGGUUGUGUGUACAAUACAGCAAAAGAGCUGCAUCAUUUCGAAGGUAUCUAGUCCUCAACUGAGAUAUAGAAUAUUUAUACGAAGGAUUUUAAAACAUUCAUAAAAAUAAACACACAUUCAUCUUUAUGCGUGGUUAUGUAUUGGUUUAGGUUUGUAUGUUUGAAACAAAUAUAGAAGGAAACUUUGUAGGUAAUGUAUUUUGGCAUAUUCGUCUUACCCAAUAAUAGUUUGUACACAUGUGGCCCGAAAACUAGAGCUUGAUAAGAUCCCACCAUAUAGGCUGCUUUCAACCAAGUGAAUCACUGGAUCGUAGCGAGACCGCGUUGUUUAGUAUUCACAAUGUGAAUGGAGAGAGACCCAGUAGUGCUUUAUGUGAUAAUGUUUAUACAUAUUUAAUUUUUCUGUAAAUACGAUAUUUGAUUAGUUUCAAUUGAAAGAGUGCAAAGAGAAUGAGCGUUGAUUUAGUGAUGUGCGUGUCAAAGGCAUUUCAGUUCUUACCGUAUUUACUCAGUUUCAAGAUCACCGGACGUGUAGAUUCCUCUCCUCAUUUCAGUGUGACCUUUGGGUCAAUUGUUGUUCGUAGGUAACUAAAUCAGCAUGCGACGCAAUCAUUGUUUCUCAUGCUGGUUAAUCUACAUAUAUUGUAUGGAAGCUUUAACGCCGCUUAAAGCCCCCCCCCCCCAAAAAAAAAAAGAGGUAGUUUAUCGCCCCUUUCUUCUUUGUUUUAUUAUUCUCAUGUUGCUCACUAAAAGUCUUGUAGUUUACCAAAAGUAUGACCAACUUUUUGUAUCUUGUUAAAGGGUAAAUACGGUACAGUGCAACUUGUUUUAGAAAACAUAUUUUGUACAUUGUGUCGUUCAUUAAAUUUUCUUCUGUGGCGCUCGGUUAAAAAACGCGCCAUUGACAAUCUCAUGUUUGACAUGUCAAAGGUUGACUGUCGUAUUUAUAUGUUUUGCAAUGAUUUCGCAUUAAAUUGCAUGACUGAGAUGCAUUCACUUGGAUGCCUUGAGAUCUAAUUGUUGUUUAAGUAAUGUCGGUACAAAAAUUAUGCUAAUUGAGGCUAGUUUGCUUCAAACAGCCUAAUUAGCCCAGACAUUGAAUGGAAUGCAUGCAUUAUGUGACAUAUGCACUACGCUUCACAGGUGUGUGCAUCUGUAAGUAAUAAUGCCAAUGUUAGGGACCAUGCGCUUAUGCCGCAACACGAUUUUUCAGUGUUACAAUUACUUACGCACUCGGCAGAAGUAACAUCUCAAGUUAAUCGUUCUACUUCAUAAUUGAGUUUCUCUGUAGCUUCAACCAAUUAAAUUGGUUGUUCCCCCAUACUUUUAUGAUGAUUAUCAAUUCUUUACUUGUGUUCAACAUUAGUGCAUGGUCCUACUGUAGGAGGUGUUCCUCAUCGUACUCACUUGUGAUAGAGGUUCCCAUUACCUGUCCUAUCUGGGUUCGUUCUUAUUUAUUUUUUUCUGUUGUAGAGAUUUUUUGUUAACAGUAUUAGGGGCGAUAGGGUGGUGGGCAGAGCGCGGAUGGAGAAGCUCGAGUGGAAUGUGAUACUACUAAUAGUUUUGUGGUUAGUACUUUGCAAACGCCGCUCUGAGCGGACAAAACCAAGUACAACUUAGCGCGGAGGUCUGAUUAUUUUUCUUUUUUUGCCACACUUCACCAUAAAAAUCACUCACACGCCAGUCCGCACACUUAUUGAGAUUAAAGUAGCUUAAGGUCUGUCCGUUGUUUUGUUUUUGAAAUUAACUGGGGGUUCCGUUCAGUCCCUCAAAGUCCAUCGAUAUUAAAUUUACGACUUUAUGUCACAAUCUGGAUUUGACAUCAGGGCUUAAGUUCCGCUGUUUCUAGUUUCCUUUAAUCCUCUCAAACAGCAAUCUGCACUCGUGCGUUUCGGAACGCGGUUAUUAAAUUAUCUACUCAAAUCAAUGGAAUUUUUUGUGUCCGGCAGCCUUUGCAUGUAUAUCCUUACUUGAUGCAGACAUAUCUCAUUGGUUGUGAAAGAUGAAGCGUGUGCCCCACUGGGAAAGUUUUGUGUCUAGGAUUCCCUCUGUUGUACAGGUUUUUUUAGUGUUUGUAGGGACUAAUGAUAACAUUAUACUUUUGCUAAAGCUGACAGGCACUUUUGCUAAUCGAACAGUAUGCACUACAAAUUAUCAACCUUACAUCACUCCUUAACCAGAAGCAAUAACUGUUACAAUACAUUGUAUUCGUUCAUAUGAAAUGUAAUUCUAUUUUUGAAGAUCCACUGAUGUUUUGCUGUAAAAUAUUCGCGCCACUUACUACGCGCAUUAUCUCGUUAGAUGUUGUUUCGUUAUGUAUGGUGAGACAGAGUAUUUUUGUAGCUGCUUAACUGUUAUAACGAUGAAAACGUUAAAAGAAAUCUUGUUAGCUUAUAUUAUUUGUUUUGAAAUCUGUUGUUACCAUGUUAUUGUCGACAGUAUGUGUUAGAGAACUGUAGUUAGACAUUCCGUUCCGUUGUUAAUGUGAAAAUGUCUGUUAGAUUGCUGUAAUUGCUGUUAAUUGACGUCUAAAAAGACCGGUUAGAUUUAAGCUGAAUCAAUUUUUUGACCAUGAUGCGGUACGCCUCGUACUGUGAACUAAAUUAUUUGCCUGGUGUCAGUGGUUGCGGUCAGUUGCAAAGAUUUCAAAAUUGUCAGCUGUUUUUAUGUUUAAUGCAUUCACUAAUAAUACCCACACUUCAGGGCCAUAGGUGCCAAACUUGUCUUUCCCAUUGUGCGUUGGUUCGAUGAGUGGCAUGCUUCCUGACUCCUUUUGAAAGAAUGUUCUGUAAUGAGUUGACCUAUAUUUUACAACUGCGUGCUUGCUUCAAAGUUUUGUCAGACAGGGUUCUCAUCUAUCAUGAGAAUCAAACGUAAACGCGCUUUCUGUUUCAAGUGUUACCUCAUGUUCUUGCAUAAAAUUGGUUAUUGAGCAUGUACAAUACAUAUCAAGGGACCAAAGAUUAAUUUUGAUUUCACAAAUAAAUAGUCAGAGAAAUAAGGUAGUUUGCGUCUCCUUCUGAAAAUUACGAAGUGUCUUUAUCACUGGAUUAUUUUUAAAAUGAGUAGCAUCAUUAAAUUUUUCAGAAACAAAGCUCAAAUUGCAGUACCUUUCAGGCACUGUUUCGAGGUACACUUGCAGACGGGCUGUGCUCGUGUUGUUAUCAAAUUGUAACAGGGUAAGCAGCCGCAACUCGCCAUUUGAUUCUUGUUAAAAUAUAUCUUUGUUGACCGAUGUGCUUUUCGUUCAACUUUUGUUUAAUUGUAACAGAGUAGUUCUAACCAACCCCUGAAAAUUUUGAAAUCACUAACCACCAAAGACGCACUGAUUGCCGAUGUAGAAUAUAGAAGGUGGCACGUAUGAAACGAAGCUCGCUGAAUGGCAGAGCUGUGCUACUAUCCUAUCCUAUUCGGUUUUCGACGUGCUCUGUUGGAGCCCCGUGGGGCUUUCCUGUUACGCCGGUAUUGUUAUUAAACUUCGAGUUUUGUGGAUACAACAGAGCAAUGCCCUGAGGCUCAUUAUAUCAAAGGGAAAAAGCUGCAGAUUUUAUAUAUAUAUUCCUCUCAGAUUUUCCAAGUCUGUAGAAAGAGUUACGUUGUUGUCGUUAUCAGUGUUUAUUUUGUGUAUGAAAAAACACAAAGACUUUUGGAUACCAAAGCUUCUUAUCAGUAGUGAAUACAGACCUAUAGACAUAUCGAAAAUUUGAUUUUUAUGAUUUAGUUGGAGGAACUGUCCGGUAUAUUGUGAUCCAAAUCGUAUUGUUCGGUUGACAUGUGUGUGUGUGUACAAUUGUUUUGAACGGUAAUUACGUUUGGAACAAUUCUUUUUUGAUAGAGAAACUCAUUCCACAUUAAUCAGGAUGCAUGGCUGAAAAUUGCUGCCUUGAAAUAACGCAAACUGAAUCGUGCCACUUUAUUGCAGUUUAACUGAGACGUACCACCGAUGUGCGGUUACAUUAACCAAAGAAUGUAAACAAGCUUUGAAACCUUGUAAUCGCAAUUCUUCAUUAUCGUAGAGGUUUUCAUUUUGUUUCUUCUGUGUUGAUUUUAAGGUAAAGGGGAGGUACUUGGCAAUCCCAGUACCUUGGUUUGCGUUGUUUUAAAGCAUUUUACGUACAUGCUGAUAUGUAAAAUAGUUGUGAUGUUUAUUUUUGAUUAUUGGUUGGCUGUGUCUUGCCUGGCACUAUGUUUGUUGGCAUGGUGUGACGUGUUUGUGUGGUUGUAAUUACAAUUGUUUUUUUUUUCCUCUCUCCGGGGAGACAGUUAUGCAAGUGAUUGUUGUAAUGUAGAGAUCUUGUGGAAGGCGUUUGUGUUUUAUUUUACGCUGUAUAAUUAUUUGUCUUUUUUUUUCUUAGGACAAUGUUUGUAUCUACAGAUAAAAUCUGUGUUGAGUCUGUGAUUAAAUGCUUGUAAAUUUCACGUAAUUUAUUCAUCACACGGAAAUAGUGUACAGUUGAGUGAUCAUGACAUGUUGGUACAAAUGCAUGACAGAAGAACACGAGAUGUGAACAUUGGGCCGCCGGCUCAUUCCCUGUCGUUCCUCUUAUUUAUAUUGUGCAGCCACUUCGGUCGCACUUAUUUUGUGUUGGCUUUUGCUAAUUGUACAUUACUUAAAAAGUCACUAGGAAAUAUUUCCCUUUAUUUUUUUUAUUUAUUACAAAGCAUGUAUCAUUAUCUUCUGUUUGUAAUGAAUAAAGCUUAACCGUAAAAUUGGAAACGAUA
Thrips palmi is the source of this 9479-nucleotide messenger RNA. It is a transcript of the gene mamo, whose product is annotated as zinc finger and SCAN domain-containing protein 10. The coding region runs from base 490 to 2757 and encodes 755 amino acids. Gene Ontology annotation, molecular function: protein binding. Gene Ontology annotation, biological process: regulation of transcription by RNA polymerase II. NCBI's taxonomy places the organism in Eukaryota, Metazoa, Arthropoda, Insecta, Thysanoptera, Thripidae. The record is from RefSeq and is a predicted model, not a curated record. Gene Ontology annotation, cellular component: nucleus. The transcript is spliced from 4 exons.